This is a messenger RNA of Mollisia scopiformis, 2241 nucleotides long. Its product is annotated as subtilisin-like protein. Lineage: Eukaryota; Fungi; Ascomycota; Leotiomycetes; Helotiales; Mollisiaceae. Gene Ontology annotation, molecular function: serine-type endopeptidase activity. The transcript has 3 exons. Gene Ontology annotation, biological process: proteolysis. Bases 92 to 2008 code for a protein of 638 amino acids. The record is from RefSeq and is a predicted model, not a curated record.
AUCUUGCCAAUUUGUGAUGGGAGAGGUCCAAAGACAUGGUACCUGGGCUCGCAGACCGCACUGAAGCCAAUAAUCACUACAAGGAGUCAGGAUGCCCACUGGCGAGCUUUGCUCUCAAUCUGAUGCUGCGAUAGAUGUCCAAGCUCACAGUGAUUCCUUCUUCGAAUACCUCAAGAACACCGACACACUCCUCGACGGCUACAGGCGAAAUGCAGACAAACGAGUAAAGAUUGCGAUUAUUGAUAGCGGGGUCGAUACGCAGCAUCCCCACAUUAUACAACUACAAGCAGAAGCUGAAGGCUGGCGAAGACUGAGGACUGCAAGUUUUGUUAGCUCUGUGGAAGAGGGGCAGGACUAUGUUGGCCAUGGAACUCACAUCGUUGCGACAGUGAUGCGCAUUGCGAAAUGGGCUGAAAUAUAUGUCGCAACGGUUGUCGAUGCGCAGGGGACUGUCAAUGUCCGUAGCGUUGCCAAGGCUUUGACACAUGCAGUUCGAGAAUGGAAAGUCAAUAUUGUAUCCCUGUCACUUGGGUUUGAUAGACGAGUACAACGUAUUGAUGCCGCACUUCGGGAAGCAGACCAGCAAAAUAUUCUGGUCUUUGCUGCUGUGUCCAACCAUGGUGCUGCGGCGCUCAGGCAGGUCGCUUGGCCUGCCUCAAUGACAAAAGUCUUUGGCAUAAAUUCGGCUAAUUUUGAUGGAGUCACUUCUUCGUUCAACCCGCCAGAGAAUGAUAACGAUUCAUUCUCACGUUACAAAUUAUUGGGAGAGGGAAUCCGGUCAGCAUGGCCGCUGCACCUCGAGGAGGGCGAAGAAAAAGUCUUGUCGGGAACCUCCAUGGCCACUCCAAUCGCUGCCGCUACUGCUUCACUGUUCAUCGAGUUCAUGAGACAGAAUCGUUUUGACGAGGAGGCAACAGCUGACGCGGAGCUCAUAACGACUCCAGAUGGAAUGAAAGAAAUCUUCCAUCUGAUUGGUAAUGCCAAGUCGAAGGGAGAUUACUUUAAAUAUGUCACUCCAUGGCAUCUUCUGAGUUCUGUUGGCAGUGACACUGUCAAGGUUGACAGAAUAUGUGCCUUAGGACGUAUCCAUGAAGUACUACAGAGUCUUCGAAUGUAUAGUUCCGAAGGGCAGGACUCAGCGAGCGAUACUUCUGGAGAGCCACCAGUUUUCACAUCCGCUAGCAAGCUCGCGCCAUACACUAAUAAGUUCGCGCCAUAUGAUAUUCCUGUCUCAGCUCUUCAUCAAAUAGAUGACCCGAGUGCUCCGAGAAAGCCUUCCAGGCUAAGUCAUAAGUUACAGGACGCCGAACAAGCUCGACAUGAAGCGAGCCGCAGAACUGUCACUAAUGCUGGUAAUAAUCAACAACAAACUGAAGACACAAGAAGAGCAGUCUCCCAAGGACACGUACCAUGGUCAGGUGACCUAACUCCUCCAUCAUCUUCACAGCGAGUUGCUGUCAAUCAAUUCAACCCAUUCACCGGAUAUACCUCAUAUCCACCCGCCUUCAACCCAUUUCGUCACGUACCAGCAGGGGACUUCAUGAACUAUGCACGUACACCGCCAGUCAAUAUUCCGUAUAGGCCAUACUCGACCCCUGUUCCUCAAGCAUCCCUUGGCAGACCCCCUGGAUCUCGUCGAAACACACAAGAAACCUUUCCAAGCUCCCGACCCUCUUCUGCACACCGUCGGGUACGACACAGCAGAGACAACGUAGCUUAUGCUUCUUCAACUCCUAGUGUUCCAACUAGAAUGUUGACUACUAAAGAUUUGGAGGUUCAGGAGCAAAGACAACUUCCACAAUUGACUGCCGAAAGCUUGCUAGCUAAAGAGAGAUUGGAACAGGACAGCGAUACGGAAGAUACAAGCGAGGAGGCCGACGAGGACGAAUCCAUCACUAUCAGAGUCACAGGUCAAGCCAGGAUAAUGGUAGGCGGAACCAUGAUUGAAGGCACGGAUGGCGAGUUACUCCAGAUUCGGAAUCGGAGACCAAAGUCUUCCACUGAGUAGAACGCUGUAGCUAGCGCUCUUGUACACAUCCAUGCAUGUGCGAACGAGCAUUCUGGAAAGUUCAAGAAAGUGGAUGAGAUGAAUGACACCAUAUAUGCUUUUGUGUUAUUGAGAUUCGAUUCAUUCAUGGCCCGCAUCUGAUCUGAUGCAAAUGUACUACAAGAUGUUAAAGACACUAACAACUCAACACCUCACGUUAAUGCACACUUGACUUCCACAGAUACCUGAUUAGG